GGGGUCAGUUUUGUUUCCCCGGAUCCGCCAUUUCAUUUUUUGAAGUUACUUGUGGCAAGUUACAAGGUUUUAUUCAAAUUUGUAUUGUUUUACAACUGGGUUGGGUAAGUUAUAAUCGACAUAUAAUUUUAAUCAGGCGAUCAGACACGUUUUGUACGAGGACCGGCUUGUGGAUUUUAAAUUGAUGGGCAUAAGCAAGUUGCGAAUGUCGCCUAUUUUCCAAACGUGUUCUCCGCGCUAAAGUUUUUGUAUGAGUUGAAUGCUGUUUGUGGAUAAGGGGAGGCAAAGGGAAGGCCCGUGAAGCCUCGGCUUUGGAGUGGGAGUCAUGGCCGGAAAUUUUGACGCAGAGGACCGUGCAAGUUGGUACUGGGGAAGAUUAAGUAGACAGGAGGCAGUUUCACUUUUACAAGGACAGAGACACGGAGUGUUUUUGGUGAGAGACUCAAUUACAAGUCCAGGCGACUACGUCCUGUCCGUUUCAGAGAAUUCCAAAGUCUCGCAUUACAUAAUCAACAGCAUCAGCAACAACCGGCAGUCUGGCGCAGGCCUAACGCCUCCACAGUUCCGCAUAGGGGACCAGGAGUUUGAUGCCCUCCAUUCCCUGCUAGAGUUCUACAAGAUCCACUACCUGGACACCACCACUCUCAUAGAGCCCAUCAACAAGGCCAAACACUCUUUCUUGGUCAGCGCAGGUGCUGGAGGCCCGCCGCAGCGGCUGGAAGACGAGUUUGUCCGUGCCGUCUUUGAUUUCCCAGGCAACGACGAUGAGGACCUUCCUUUCAGAAAGGGUGACAUCCUGCGGGUUCUGGAGAAGCCUGAGGAGCAGUGGUGGAAUGCCCAGAAUUUAGAGGGGCGUGCCGGGAUGAUACCUGUGCCCUACGUGGAGAGGUACCGACCGGCCUCUCCCACCUCGGGGGGCCCUGGAGCAGGGGGUCCCGGUGGGGUGGGCUCGGUAGAUGGCUCCAGUGUUCAGGGCCCUCCUCUGCUAGACCCGAGCCAGUAUGCCCAGCCCACACCUCUGCCCAACCUGCAGAACGGACCCGUCUUUGCCAGGGCCAUCCAGAAGAGGGUGCCCAAUGCCUACGACAAGACCGCCCUUGCCUUAGAGGUGGGCGACAUGGUGAAGGUGACAAAGAUCAACGUGAACGGCCAGUGGGAGGGCGAGUGCAAGGGCAAGCGCGGCCACUUCCCCUUCACCCACGUUAAGCUGCUGGACCAUAAUAACCCCGAGGACGAGGUGAGCUGAGAGUGGACACUGGGCUCCUUGGGCUCCUCCUAUCCCUUACCCUGCCCUUAAAUACACACACCCACUCCCUCUCCUGCCACCAUCGCCCCUGUGCCAAUCAGCAGCCUCCUCAUGACCUCUUCCUCAGUUGGUUCCGUUAGAUAAUCAUUACGCUGUGUCAUCUUCACUCACAACACCAGUAUUUAUACCACUUCCGCACCAUGGCCAGCUCUAUCAAAACACCCACACACAUACCCCUUCUAAAGAAAGACUCAGGCCUUGUCUGAUGGGGACGAGGACAGUGACUGUGUGUUACCAAGAGGAAGAGGGGGAGUGUGUGGACAGCUAUUCAGGGAGAGGGAAAGCAAGGUAGAAAUGCUCUCUUGGACUGGAAUCGUACACACAGAGACCCACGGAGAAACACUUUCUCUGACUGUCAAGGAGAGCCGUUAGGAUAACACUACAUUGUACCCAAAACUAUCAUCCUCGCUACAAGUCCACGACCAAGUAACUAGUAGUCUUUUGUAAGAAGAAAAAAAAGAACAUAUCAUUAUGAAAUUGUUGAUGACCGUUACAUGCUAAAAUCGUGUUUUUAAUUUUUCUGCGUUGUUUUUCUGAGAAGUAACAUUGCCAGUCCACCACUAUUGCGGAGAUUUCAUUAAAUGUGUUGGCUACGUUGUCUGCUUAUGGUAUUGUCAGGCGCUAAAUCUCUGUCUUAUUUGUUUGUCUGUCCUGCAUUGCUUGUCUGUGUUCUUUUUAAAAAGUCUUUGUCUGCUCCACUCCUACUCCAAAUCACUGAAACAUCAUAUUUUUGUAUUUUUUACACUGUUAACUUUUCACCUUGUUCUUAACAGUGGAGAUGCCUUUUUGUGUAUGAUCAGCCAGGGUCGCGUAAAUGUUCUGCCAUAUCGUAUAAUACCAUAGCCAAAGAUAGACUGUUAACUCGUAUGAAAAGGUUGUUUUAAGGUCAAUAUUAGUAUGAGUUGGCUUUCUCCUUGCAAGAUUCAAAACUGUUUACGGUAGUAUCUACUUGUUCUUCUGUACACAUUGGUUACGAGGUCAAGGCAGUGACACUGACUGUUCUCACCUUUCAGUUCUAGAUUCCAGUCAUCCACUAUUUUGAGAAUUGAUGUAUGUCCGUAUUCAUUAGUGUAAUAGAGCGAGCAAAAAAAAACAUUUUUAAUUUGCAUGUAUCCACAAACCACCAUACUAUUGCUAAGAUUGUCAACUUUUGAGUGUUGUUCUUUGUUGAUAAGAGAUCACAGUUUAGUCCACCUGUUGACACAUGACAAUCUUUCCAUCCCUAUUAUGUAGAAAUAGGACAACGUUUGCACCCUGGCACAGCAUCACAAAUGUUACAGAUGUAAGUAGUUUACUGUGAACAGCAGAUGAGUAUCUCUGUUCCACUAUGAAUUAAACCUGUAUCUGACCGUUCUUACACUUUGCACCCCAAUUAAUGUGCCCCUGAAAUUCACUUGGAUAACUUCACCUCCUAGAGUGCUUUCCCACAGAUUUAGGCGGAGGUGAAUUGAGAAAUUGAUGAUCUUGUCCUCUGUAGAACUGGCCACUAGGGUGCACUGCAACAGCAUUAGGCAGAGAGGUUCUGGGAGAACCUAAGUGCUAGGCUGCCUCUUUGAGCCUUAGCCCAUGUUGAUCAAUACAGUAUUCUGUGUUGAGGUUGCUAUAGGUGUUUUUGUUUUUUCAGAAUGCACUUGUAGCAAAAACCAAAAAUUACAAUUACUUAUCAGUUCUGACCCCUCCCUUUUCUUGCCUUUAUUGUGCCAAUAUGUAAUUUCUGCUGUGUUCAUUGUCUGUGGCUUUUAAAAAUAUAUAAUGAAGGUAAUUUAGCCCCCAAAAAAGCAGCUGUGAAAAAUCUAACCGCAUUAUCAGGGUGUGAUGUGUACAGAAAUGAUUAUGGUAAUACGAGUUAAACUCCAAUGAUGAAUUACCUCGUCAAAAAUACACUGGGUGCUGGCCUUAGAUGUAGGUUCUGGGUAGUUGAUGCUGCAAAGUCCAGAUGAAUAGAAUAUAUAACCUUUUAACGAUUGGAUUGUCCGCAAACAUAAGGGGUUUUCCCAUUGCCCACAAACCUGUACCAUUUCUUUGUGUAAUUGUAGCUUUUGGGCCACCUGACAAACUUGUUUUGCCAAUUUAUGCCACAAUCUAUGUUUAUGGGCAGGGUUGGGUAGGUUACUUUCUAGAUGUAAUCAGUUAGUUACUAGUUACCUGUCAAAUUGUAGUCAGAAAUAUCUUUUGGAUGACUCAAACUCAGUAACAUGAUCUGAUUACUUUCAGUUACUUUUGGAGUACUUUCCCAUUUAUAAGCAUUAGAAGCAGAUAAAAAGGAACCAUCAAAUGCAUUUGGUGUGUCGUCAUAGUGGUCUCUGACUUGUGGUCAGACUCGCUCAGGUGGAACAGCCUUAAACUUGCCCCUUUUUCCAAUGCGGAAUUGAAUGUCAUUGAGAAAACAGAAAGGUGUCAUAAUGUAUUUUUUUGUUUGUUGCAAACAUCCUUUCUGAAUUUAAAAGUAAUCCAAGAAGCAAUCAUCUAGUUUUUCAAGACUUUUUGUAAGAUGGUUACAAUAUUUUUGCUGGUAAUGUAAGUGAUUACAGUUAGUUCCUUUUGUAAUCAGCUACUCCAGUAUUAACGUUUGUUAAAUCAUGUCUGCUUUUUCCAUUCAUUUUCUCAGUGCAUGCCUGUUGCUUAUGUAAUAUGCUCUUAUUUUAAUGCCUAUAACUAUUUUAAAGUAUUGUAUUUUUGUAACCCUGUGUAAGUCAUUACCUGUCAUAAUGGGGCUUGGUUGGCAACCGCAAAUGGAAAUUGUGAUAUCAAAAUGUGCCAUUGUAUUAUAACACUAUAUUCUUUUAAGACAAUUGAAAUUACCUUUUUAUUUUCUGUAGCAUGUAAUGUGUUAAGAUAUACAUAGUAAAUAAAGUCAAAGGAUUGGCAAAUGAAAAGAAUGUACCCUAGCAAUCUUGUUGAUUGUCAUAAAUUGGUGAGAUCAAACUGCA
Messenger RNA from Salvelinus fontinalis (brook trout), 4236 nucleotides. Its product is annotated as adapter molecule crk-like. The record is from RefSeq and is a predicted model, not a curated record. The transcript has 3 exons. Gene Ontology annotation, molecular function: protein binding. Bases 326 to 1246 code for a protein of 306 amino acids. NCBI's taxonomy places the organism in Eukaryota, Metazoa, Chordata, Actinopteri, Salmoniformes, Salmonidae.